Symbiodinium necroappetens is the source of this 2855-nucleotide messenger RNA. NCBI's taxonomy places the organism in Eukaryota, Dinophyceae, Suessiales, Symbiodiniaceae. The record is from the annotation of a GenBank genome assembly.
GUUUCGAGCAACUCUUCGGUUCCGACAUCAACGAGACUCCACGCCGUUUCAUGCUGAAGAACUGUAAGAGGCAAAAGCAUCUUUUUGAAGAUGUCAAGCACGUCAUGGAGGGUCAAGGCUCCUGUGCCCGUCACGGCGGCCGCUGCCGUGUCCCAGAGGACGAGGUGGACAUCUUCAUCGGCGGGUUUCCAUGCACUCCGUAUUCCUUUUGCAACCCGAAGAGGUUCAAGCGGAACUGCUUCACGGAGCCGGCAGCCGCCCCGUUCUUCGAGAUGCGGAAGUUCAUCGCUGCGAGGCGACCGCGCAUGGUGAUCCUGGAGAACGUUCGGGGCCUCCUGGCGCCGAAUCCCGAGACUAAAGACACUCCCAUGGACUUCAUCCUCCGUGGCAAGAAUCCGGAAGACCCGGAGCACUGCUACCAGGGCAGCGAGCCCUCUGCAGAGUGGGGUCUCGGUCUCAUCGAGGGCUACGGGCUCCACUGGGACCUCCUUUACUCCUGUGACUGGGGCCUGCCACAGAGGCGUCCGCGAGUCUACAUCGUGAUGGUAAGGGAGGAUGCCGGAGGGCAGGAAGCUGCAGACCGCAUCUUCAACGUGCUCCAUGCAUGCGCAGGUCAUCUGCCUUGUGGCUCCUGCAACGACUUCUUGUAUCCCGAGGACCACCCACGGCUCAACAAAGCUUUGCAGCUGGUGCAAGGAGCCAGCAGCAGCGAGCGAAAGGCUUGCACGCCCUUCACAGAGGCCUUGUUCAAGGCCACGCGCCAGGAGCAUGGUCUUGAUGCUUCGGAGCGUCCCUACACGAAGAAGCGGCCCAAAGGCUGGUAUCCCGAGGCAACAGAGAAGAUGGUCCAGCAGCUUGACAUCAUCCACGCCCUUGCGGAAAAGAGGGCCCUGGACUUCAAGUUCCUCUUGGCGGAUCUUAGCCAGCAGGUUUCGCGGGGCUGUUGGAGGGAUGAUGGGUACGUCCCAACACUGACGACGGCCGGUUCUCUCUACAGCUUCCAUCACCACCGCCCCAUUGUGGGCGAGGAGUGCUUGAAACUGAACGGCUUCCCGGUGGAGGAGCUGGAUCUCGAAGGGUUUACGGACAACGAGCUCAAGUUCUUGGCGGGCAACGCCAUGUCGGUGUCCGUGGUGGGUGAGACGGAGCUCGAUGCCUCGGAGAGCAACAUUUCUGCGAGGGCAGCGAUGCUCUUCCUCAUGGCCAAGGAGGUGCAAGCGGCGAAGAGCGAGAGGGGCGGUUCUUCGGGCACGAAGCGCAAGCGCUCGACGGUGCAGGAGGAGGACGAGGAUCCGCAAAGUUGGGAGGGGCGCCACAAGGCGUUGAGGAAGAAGACGAAGGCCGACAGCCAGGUUUGCUCCUGGGUGCUGGAGGCGGCAAAGCUCUUGGUCAACAUGAGCGUCGAGGAGCAGAAAGCCUCAAGUCAAAACCUGCAGGUCUUUGUCACUCAGUGUUUGCAUCUCCUCCAGAGGGCAUCGCAGCAGGACUUGCUGCUGUUUGACCAGAGCCAACAGGCGCUCACUCAAGCGACGGAGUUGCUAAUCGAGCGGUUGCGCUUUGCUGAGGCGAAGCCUGUUUGGGGUAGCUUGUGGGCUGGAAAGCUUCGUUUAGCCAUCUCUCAGAAGGACUUCGACGACAGGCAGUGUAUCCUUGAGUCGUGGCUGCCAGCAGCGGCAAAGUUGCGCGGCAAAGAGCUUUCGGGACAGAGAUUCCAACUGUUGGAUGCCCUGCUUUCACGGAACCCGCCACUUUGUCACUUGGCCUUGUUGUUAGAAAGGCUCCUGGCACGGUGGUGCAAGGAGGAGAUGCUGGAGGACGAGCUCACGGCUAUCUUGGAUGCCUUCGAAGCAUUGAAGGAAUCUUGGGUCACACAGCUUCCCGAAAACUGGCAAGCCAUCUGCAAAGCAAGUGCAAGCUGUAGGCAGAUUGCCUCGACGUGCAAAGAUCAGCGAAAGCCGCAGACGGCAAAGGAGCUGCUUGCGUGCGGUCUGGAGAUGCAAACUCAGUGCUUCUCUGCCAAAGCUGCACAGGUCUUGCACUCUUCGACCAGCGCAGGUGACCGCCAAGCCCUCAUAGCUUGGUGCAAGGAGCUUGUCGAGCUGCGUUGGGACAAGGUCGCCUUCCCGGAGUUUUUCAAUGAAGCGGCAUGGAGGUUGUGGCAGCAGUUGCCGCAGCAUGAUACUGAAACGUUUCCUGUCCAAGUCCCAGAGUUGGGUGGCUUUGCGAAGGCAUUCAGUGACGUGCGGGCAUCUGCUCCGCCGCAGCUCGCCAUUCAGGCCGAUGCGUUCCUGCGUCGGUUUCAUCCUGGUCUGGCCACCCAUGUGCACCUGAUGGAGUGGCAGAUGUCUGGGACACCCGAUUCUGCCAAACGCUGUGUAGACUCUGAGAAGCUUUUCUUCGACCUCAUCAAGCGGAGCUUAACUCAGAUAUACGUGCUUCGGCCGACAGAGUGGGGGGCCUGGUACGGGCACUUCGACCGCAUCCUGCACUGUCUUCAGUGGGUUGCGGGGUACGUAAACACGGAUCGGGGGGCCUUUCUUCAGCAGGCCAUCGGCUGGCGGGCGCAGAUGCAGCCCGAAGAGCCUGUGAUGCCGGAGCCCGAGCCUCCCAUCGAGGUGGACGAAGACCAGAUGCCUGCGGCAGUGGAGGAGCUCGACCUCGCAGAGGAGCUCGAUGCCUCACCGGAGGAGUCUCAGCUCCAAGGCGAAGAGGAACAAGCUACACAAGGCUUUCAAGGACCCGAAGUUGAUGCUGGACAGGGCUCCCAGGAGGAGGAAUCCGAGCCGGAGCCGCCUCAGGAGCGAUGCCACUCACCGGCUACCAGGGAGGCCAUCGCCGAGUUCCUCACAGGCUUC